Molecule: messenger RNA, 4862 nt
Organism: Nomia melanderi (Alkali bee)
Lineage: Eukaryota; Metazoa; Arthropoda; Insecta; Hymenoptera; Halictidae
Gene: RYBP
Product: ring and YY1 binding protein
Biological process (GO): positive regulation of DNA-templated transcription
Cellular component (GO): nucleus
Molecular function (GO): DNA binding; transcription coregulator activity
Source: RefSeq, a predicted model, not a curated record
AUGGAGGAUGACUAAUGUUUGGAUAAUCAAUUCAAUGACAUUUUAAGUAUUUAGCACGCGUACUUGUUCUCGUAAGAGAGAAACACUAAGACGACUGUAACGUUUAUCAGUAAUUUGUGAACGCAAAAUUUGCAUUUCGAAAAUUCUAUAUGCAGAAGGUGAAUCACAUAAAGUGUUCCCAUUCGGUUUAUUCUACCAUAACUAAGGAGAAGCAAUUAUUUAUAUGCGUAGCUUUCUCCUCAAAGACCUUCAAACGUGAAUAUUUUGUUCAAGUACGAAACUAUAUGCUAUUUAAUUCAAUUUUCUUUCGGAUGUUCAGGCCAAUAAACGUCGAAUCUAUAGUUUCAGGAAUGUGUGAAACUUAACCAGAGGCCUUCACUUUCUAAAAUUUUUUUAUUAAUGUAUUAAUAAAUUAAAAGAUAAUGAAAAAUUGUACAUACAAUUCUUACAAAACUACGUUAAAACAUAACAAUUUAUUUUUUCCUAAAUUAUUAUUUUAUUCGAUAGAGUUACUUAACGAUUUGUAGUAUAUUAAAGUAUUUUAACUAUUAUGAAGUGUAUACAUUCAUAACGGAUAAAGAAGGGUCUUUCCAUUAAAGGAUACAUUACUGGUAUGUGCAAUGUUGCCAAAGCGAACAGUAUUUUGGUCCGCAUUCAACAUUCCCCUGUUCAACCGAUAGAGGAACAGCGCUGUGGGUUGUUUGUCAAUAUCUUCGAGUUAGUUGAUUUUUACUGGCUUUUCUGUGUAAAGCAAUCAUUUUACGAUGACACGAAAGACCGAAAAAAUAUCCUGACUGUAAAUGUGUCAGAGUGUAUAGUGUAUAUGUAUAAAGUAUACGGAUAAUACUGUCAAGGAGAACGUCGUAUAUGUGCAAUAAUGCUACUUUUAUAUGCAAGUCAGGAAUUCCAUCUGUUUCAUUAAGAAAAAGAAUGUUUGGAACCUUUGCAUUACAAGAAACAUUUAAUUUCUCCUGAAUUAAUUUGUUUCAAGUUGUACAUUACCAUGGAUAUUCAAUAAGAAAACAAGUUUUCCAAGUGAAAAAGUAAAAAUUUAUAUUAUAGAAGAAAAAAAAGAUAGAUAACCCUUAAUAAAAGAAAAGUUCCAUAAAUUGGCACUUUCAAUCGGUACAACCUAAAAAAUGUACAUCAGAAUGAUACAACAAAGGAAUAUAAGUAGUCCAUAUAGUAAAGAUGAAUACAUUCAACAACUGUUUAUCUUGUUUAGUUGAUGCAAAGACCAUUGUCUUAGACAAUUCUCGAUUAACUUUAUUGCAUAUCUUUAUUCUUGCUCUUUCGGAGCAAUCUUAUUGUCGUAAAGUACCCAGUGUUCAUAAAAUCACUUUUAAUGAGGCUGAAAGCACGUAUAGGAAGGCAAACUCUCUUUUGAGAAGGUACAGUGUUCUACAACUGACUUUCAUGAACAAUGAACCAUUCGGGAAGUGGAAAACGUCAGGCGAAGGUUUUGGAAGAAAACUAUUGGGACUGCAGUGUCUGCACGUAUAGAAAUACCGCAGAAGCAUUUAAGUGCCUCAUGUGUGACGUCCGUAAAGGAACUUCUACGCGGAAACCCCGCAUUAAUCCCCAACUUGUGGCACAGCAGGUUGCACAGCAACAAUAUGUACCACUGUUAAAGCCAGGAAAAAAAGAAGGUGGGGGUGGUGGUAGCACGGCUACUAGUGGUAAAGAGAAAGACCGCAAAUUGGACAAACCAAGACGUAAAAGCAGGCAUCCACCUCGUCUUAAAAAUAUAGACCGUAGUACAGCUCAAACCAAUGAAGUGACAGUAAAUAAUGUUACUGUCGUUAUUACGGAAUACAAGCCCAAAGUAAAGAAAAGUUCAGAUCAAUCUGGUUUAUCUAGCAGUGCUUCUUCUGAAAAUGGAAGUCAACAUGAUUCUAACCAAGACUCUAGAAGUUUGGAUAUAGGAACUGAUGCUUAGCUCAACGCGAUAUAUCACAUAUAUGUAUGAAUUAAUCUAAUUAAUAUAUUAUAUAAUGUAUGUCAAUCUCUAUGGACUAUGGUAAAUCUUGUGGACAAAAGCAACUAUUUUUUCUAUAUGUUGCAGGUUAUAUAACAUUCAAUGAGGUCAGAUGUUUUAUGCUAUCAGUGGAAUCAUUGAAUUUUUAUGACUUCAAUGUAGCAUAAGAAUUGUGUAGUGUAUUAUUAUUUUAUAUAAAUAUCAAAAUUACCUGUUCCGUAACAAAUCUAGUUCAUAUUCAGAAGCAGCUACUGAAGUUGUACUUAAUGUUAUUUAUUCCAUAGUUUGAAAGUAUUCUAAAUUACAAGUUUUAAGGUUUAACGCAAUAUUUUAGAUAAUUUUAUUUGUACAACUUCGGAUAUUACUUAUUCUACUUAUAUAGUAUUGACUGUAUGUGCAUUAAUAUUACAAAUGGAAUUUUAUAUAUCCAUUGUUGACAUAAUAAUGUCCACAUGACUUUCAUUGAAUCUAUAACACCACUGCCAGAAAGCAUGUUGUAAGAUUAUUGUUAAUUAGAAUGUUUUAAUCGACUCAUUUAUGUAUGAGUUAUUUAAUUUGUUUAUUUAAUAAUUACUGUGACAGCGAACUCAGAAACUGGCAUUGGUACGUAUAUACCUUUAUCCCAUUCCAAAAUUAUCUGUAUAUGAAUUUCAUUUGUUGUAAGCUUUAUACUUUCAUAGCAAUCAAUACUAAUCAUAUAGAAGUUUCCAGUUUAUAUACAUGAAAGAUUUUGCAGUUAAAAUACAUAACAUACUAUAAAAUAAUACUAUACGGUUUUAUAAAUUUUAGAAAAUAUUUGAUUUUAUAAUAAAAGAGUUCAUCAAUUCUGAUUUUUCCUAUUUCUUUUUAUUGCGUGAAAAUACGUUAUAAAUAAUGUUUACACUUCUUUAUACAAUAUACAUUAAUGAUAUCAAAGUAUACAGAUUUCCUGUAUCAAUUGGAGAGAAUGAACAAUCUAUUAGAUAUUAAUUUCUAUGACCAGUAAUAUCAUUGAAAUUGGAAUUCUACAAUGGGAAACUUUUUCUUUUAGUAUUGGUAUUAUAUUAUAAUCGACUAUAUAAGCUAUCGAGCUUGCACAUGUUAGUAACUGCCCAAUCACUUUUAACUGUGAUUUAUUUUUACACAUUUUACGUUACCAGGUAAUAAAUACAUUACCGAAUUGAAUCGCAAAAAAUUUAUUGACUGUAAGGACCACAAAAUAAUGAAAUUACUUUAUAAGUGUAUAAAAUUACAAAAUGUCAUACAAACAAUUGUUUCUACAUUUAUGUAAAAUAGUAGUAUGCCAAUUAGAUUGAAAUAUAAAAUUUAAUUUGUUAUUAAAUUAUUAAUCUGCUUUACAAAUCUGAAAGUAAACAAUACUUUUUGCAAAUAUUUAUACAUAAGUACGAUAUUAUUCAGAUAAUAAAAUUAUUGAUGGAAUACAUAAUCAUACAACAUUAAGAAGAAUUUAUAAUACAAGUAACAUCCUUGUACUACAUUUCAUAGUUAGUGUCUCAUAAGUAACAUCAAAAUUUUAGAUUUUUUAUAAUGCAAAUGUGAAAUUUCUACUAACAAGAAAUGGUUUUAGUUUACGUUUUUACUUUCCUUUAAUUCAUAAAAUAUUAUUUUCACUUUAAGUAUAUAAUCUUCAUGUACAUAUUAAUUUCACAAGAAAACGAAAUAAUGAAGUGAAGAAUAUGAAGAAAUAUCUUAAAAUUCUAUUAAAAUAUCAUUUCAAAACAGUGUAUUCUUAAAAUUGUUACUUUACCGUAUAUAAUUUGGGUAUUCAUAUUUUACAGUAUAAUAGAUAUUUAGUAAAUAUUAAAAACAUAAAUUUUUGAAUAAUUCGAUCAUUUUUCGUAUUUUUAUGAUAUUGGAUUAAUGCAAAUCAAAAAUAUAUACUGAUUGCCUUGACUAUAUAAGAAUAUGUUAAACCAAAUAAAAUUGGAUUUCUGUGUGUUGUAAAUUAUUAGGAAAUUACUAUGUUGUACAGAUUGUAAAACUUUCAAAAAUCACUGUUGGGACUAACAUUAUAUUAUUACAAGAAAAAAAUAAAUGUUUUAAGAAGAAAAACUAAAAACGUUCAUGUGCCUUUCCAAACGUAAUUUUUUCUAGAAAGUUUCUUUCUAUGAAAUAACGUAUAAGAUAAAUAUAACGAAGCACGAGUACCUUUAAUUUGCAGUCUUCACAGAAUUAAAUAGCGAUAAAGUUUAUCAUUUUGAUUUUAAAUGUUUAUUUAAUUUUUUUUUUCUUUUCAAACUAGUAUUAGAACCAUUUACGUUAUUAAGUAUCAUUGAUUCCAUAUCAUCUGUUAUAUCCAUCAUUUCUUUGUGAUUAUUAUUUCUUGGUAUUCUGCCUUCAAAUCUUUUGUAUACUAUUCAAUAAAGGAAUAUUACAUUACAUAAAAAUUCAAAACAGUUAGAUAUACAUGUACAAAUAAGUUUACAUAGUAAAACUUACUUUCUGUUACUUUAGAAAAAUCAAAUACUUGAAAGUUGUGGGAUUUAUUGUCACCGCCAGCAGAAAAAAUAAAAGGAUUAUCUGGGUUUGAUGCGACACAUAAUAGAGCACCCAGUUUAGUUUUUUUUUCCCAAACACAUACUGGUUCCUCAUGCUUAACAAUAUCCCACACUUUUAUGUUGCCAUCAUUUGCAGACGUAAGAAGAAGACCGGGACAUGACGUACUUAGAAUCAAACCUAAAAUCAUAAAUUCAUAAAUAGAUUUCUAAUUAGUAUGUAAAAAUGUUAUUUAUAUAUAACUAUUGUAAGUAUGUACCCGUAACUUCUUUUGUGUGAGCUUCUAUGUUCCAAAUUGGUUUAUCUUGCCUGAUAUCAAAAUAUAACAUGUAUCCAUCAUUUGUGCUUGCCUAUGAUAUAAGUAUUAAUACACGAUAAUAAAAACUUU